UUUUGGUAAUCCUCUUUCCUUGAAAAGGAACAGUCGGAUCAGUCACCACACUGCGCUGCAUACGCCAGGAAGCGUAAAUAUAACCUUUCUCAUACUAACAAAGAACGACUCAGCAGUGAAGGGAUUUUCACUUUGGAUUGCGCUGUUUAAUGCAUUUUUUGUCGAUCAUUUAGUUUAGCCAUGGCACUGUUUGAGAAAACGUCUCAUUCAGUAUUGUACGUGCGUAAAUUAUAAAGAGCGCGUUUUACGCACAAACCGAAUGGAUUCAUAGUGUUAGUUCUUCUUAUUAUUAUCGCUAUUAUUUGCUUGUAGGGAUCCCCCGCAGGUAUGUUAUCACUUUUUUGCGGUUUUGUAAUGUUCUGCGCACUGGGGUGCCGGCACCAAGCCGGCGCUCAAGCGGACGACGGGAAGCGGUACAUUUGCCGAGCGGUGCCCCUCGUCGGCGACACCAGCUGCCCGGUGACCUUAUUACCCGAAAUCAACAACAACGGGGGACAGGAAGAGGAGCUCCGCAACACCGUCAUGCAGCUUCGAGAGACUAUCCUGCAGCAGAAAGAAACCAUUUCCAAACAACUCGGCACCAUCAACGAGCUGACCACCAAGCUGUCCCUUUGCGCAUCAACCAGCGAUGAUCGAAAGUACGAAAAAGGGGCUCCAUGGGGCAAGCUGAAGCAAAACACAAUGGGAGACGUCCCCAGAGAUCCAUAUGACACUGUGGAGAAUCUUGGCAAAACAAUGCAGGGGCUCAAGGACCGGCUGGAGAACCUGGAGCAACAGCAGAUGCGGGCCAACAUAUCCGGCGCGUCCUUCCCCAGCGAGCUGCGUGACUUGCUGCAGCGUCGCCUGGUCGAGCUGGAGAAACAGCUGCUGAGGAAAGUCAGUAACCUGGAGGAGGAGAAGAGCAUGCUGUCCAACGCCACGGCGGCGUACCGGCUGAAGACGGAAAGUACGCUCAACGCCCUGGUGGAGAGGAUAAGUGAGCUCGAGAAAGGAGGGGAAGACUUCAAGACCCCUGAGCAGUUCAAGAUCUCCCUGCCGCAGCGUACAAACUACUUGUAUGGUCGCAUCAUCAAGAGCCUACCCGAGAUGUACGCGUUCACGCUUUGCAUGUGGAUCAAGUCCAACGCCUCUCCGGGCAUCGGGACGCCUUUCUCCUACGGUGUGCCCGGACAAGCCAAUGAGAUUGUGUUGAUCGAAUGGGGCAAUAACCCAAUUGAGCUGCUCAUCAAUGACAAGGUCGCGCAGCUGCCGUUGGAGGUUCGUGACGGAAGGUGGCACCACAUCUGCGUUUCCUGGACCACCAGGGAUGGACAGUGGGAGGCCUAUCAGGAUGGGGAAAAGCAAGGGGCAGGAGACAACCUGGCAGCGUGGCACCCGAUUAAACCGGGAGGGGUUAUCAUCCUGGGCCAGGAGCAGGACGUUGUAGGUGGACGCUUUGAUGCCGGUCAGGCCUUCGUGGGAGAACUGAGUCAAGUCAAUAUCUGGGACCGCGUUCUGAAGCCAGCCGAGAUCCAGUCGAUGGCCAACUGCACGUCGUACUUGCCCGGUAAUGUAAUCUCAUGGCUGGCGAGCAAUGUGGAGGUGUUUGGGAGGGGAGCCUUCAAGAGGCCCUUGGAGAUGUGUCUGGAGCGUCUGCCUAAUACUUAAACGCAUCUCAUCUGCCAUUGUUGUUAAUUAGCUGCUAUUUCCGUGCAUUCAUUUCAUUUCUAAUUGCUGUGAGACCGUUUAUGGAAGCUGUGAAAAGCAACGUUGUGAGUGGGGCAUAGAACACUUGGAUGUGAAAAUUAGGUAACGCUCUUAGGGGCUGCUUGCUUACUGUUUUUGCUACCUGGUGUCAAGUCAGCCUAUUAUAACUCAUCCAUUCCCGGAAGCUUUGGACACAAACACACACACAUAAAUAUUGUCGAACCUCGUUUCAACGUACCCCGUUUACGGUCAUAUUUCAAAGUCCCGAUUUCACGUAAUCCAUUUGCCGCUUUUGCUUACAACGAACAUCUCGAUUACGUAAAUGACAUUAUAAUGACCAGAUUUUUUUCCCCGCAAAAUAGUGAAAACCGCCUUCGCUACAACGAACCGUGUCAAGCUAACCGCGACAUUGCUUAGGAACAAAACAAACAGCACGGGAUUUCCCUCUGUUGCUUAGCAACGCUACUGAUCGACUCGGUACGUUGUUGCACUUUCUGCCGUAACUCGCGGAGGCACGGCGCGGUUCUGAGCACGCAACCGCUGUUGCGUGCCGGGCGGGAGAAAGCAGGAGAGAAGAUUAUCUUUAAGGUUCUGGCUCAUGUUAUGUCUAUUGCUUAACGGGAGAAUCGGAUUGGAGCCAAAAUCAAUCACAGGUUGUAUCCUGACACGAUUAGUUUGGAAAACCUUUCUCUUCGAUUGACACUCUAUGAGGUGGGGGGUUAGGGGGGAAUCGAUGCUCUUGGUAUGGACAUCAGUAAUAAAUCUAUCACAGUGCUUUUUUUUCCCCUCUUUGCCUUGUCUAUGUGAACAAAACUUGUUAAAUGUAGUUUUGUAUUCAGGAUAUGAUUUUUUUUGUUUUAUUGUGUAUAGUUGCAGCGUGAUUAUUAGCACUGGUAGUUGUCUACUUUUGAUGUAUUUAUUUGUGGUAUGUGUCGUAAUGUACACGUGCUGUCCUGUUUUUCUAUGGCUGUUUUGCAUGUUAAACUCUUCCGAAUUGUUGAUGUGGCCUUUAUGGGGACUCGAGUGCCAACGAUUGUUUUGUUUGUAAUACAAAUGAUGUUGCCAUGAUGUGUGCUUAAUAAAAUAAGAGCAGCUGCUUAAA
Molecule: messenger RNA, 2788 nt
Organism: Hippocampus zosterae (dwarf seahorse)
Lineage: Eukaryota; Metazoa; Chordata; Actinopteri; Syngnathiformes; Syngnathidae
Gene: nptx2b
Product: neuronal pentraxin IIb
Exons: 5
Coding region: 328-1647 (439 amino acids)
Source: RefSeq, a predicted model, not a curated record